Molecule: messenger RNA, 831 nt
Organism: Westerdykella ornata
Lineage: Eukaryota; Fungi; Ascomycota; Dothideomycetes; Pleosporales; Sporormiaceae
Product: transmembrane BAX inhibitor motif-containing protein 4
Exons: 2
Coding region: 1-831 (276 amino acids)
Cellular component (GO): membrane
Source: RefSeq, a predicted model, not a curated record
AUGGCAGGGCCAAAAUAUCAGAAUGUUCCCCAGCGGGACUCGCUCGAUCAACCAUCCUAUUCACAGGCUCCGCCCUCAUAUCAAGAUGCCGAGGACCCAGCACAAGCUGCUCUGCUGGGUGGAGUGCCACGCGGCGAGGCCGAUAAUCUCCCUGAUGAUUUCAAGUUUGGUGGUGUCGUGGCCGAGGCGACGUUGGAUAUCAGGAUGGCCUUCAUUCGCAAGGUCUAUGCUAUUCUGACUGUCCAGCUGUUGGCUACGGCGGUGGUCAGCGGCAUUUCGAUGGCGAGCGACACGUAUAGAAAAUGGAUACAGACCCACCAGUGGAUGAUGUGGAUUUCUCUGAUAGGGACCUUCGUCUUUCUGGGCCUCACUUUCUGGAAGCGCAAGUCGUACCCCACGAACCUACUGUUUCUCUCGGGGUUUACCGCCCUCGAAGCCUACGCUAUCUCAGUCAUUGUCUCCUUCACCAAGUCGCGGAUUGUGCUGGAAGCCGUUAUCUUUACCUUCGGCAUCUUCGUCGCUCUCAGUCUCUUCGCCUGCCAGUCGAAGUAUGACUUUACUUCGUGGAUGCCGUAUCUCUUCGGCGGACUCUGGGUCCUUAUUCUCUUCGGCUUCAUGGCUAUGUGGUUCCCGUACAACAGCAAGGUCGAGUUGGGCUACGGCAUCAUCACGGCGCUUAUCUUUAGCGGAUACAUUCUGGUCGAUACGCAGUUGAUCAUGCGUCACUACCACGUCGAGGAGGAGAUUGCGGCGGCCAUCUCUUUGUAUCUGGACAUCAUCAACUUGUUCCUCGCCAUCUUGAGAAUCCUCAACUCCCAGAACAACAACUAA